Molecule: messenger RNA, 636 nt
Organism: Vicia villosa (hairy vetch)
Lineage: Eukaryota; Viridiplantae; Streptophyta; Magnoliopsida; Fabales; Fabaceae
Product: predicted GPI-anchored protein 58
Exons: 2
Coding region: 1-636 (211 amino acids)
Source: RefSeq, a predicted model, not a curated record
AUGACUGACAGAGCAUCUCAAUUGAGACACAACAGGGUAACACAACACGCUUCUGUGCAGAGAGAAAGGAGUCAGGCAACCCAGCCUCCUCUUGCAUCUAGACAGGCCGUACCGAAUGCACCAGCUACAACUUUAUCUUCCAAUGUUCCUCCUACUACUCCGGCCUCCCACAGCAGACGAGAUUCUCCAGUCCAUCCUUCUCCAUCACCGUCCUCCCGCGGACGCACCUCUCCACCUUCAGCAUUUGAGGCAGGAGAGGCCUCAGGUUCUCAGGCGACACUUGAGGUACCAGAGGCCCAGUCUCAGCCUCAGUCAGAGCCUCAAUCCCAACCUCCAUCACAUACCCAGACGACACCAAAGGCGGCUCGUGCACCACCUGCACCGCGAGCACCUAUACAGCCUGCGGCGCCUCAGGCUUUUGGAGUUGGACCGUUUGAUUUAUCCUUUCUUCCUCUUUAUCCUGACCAUGUUGCUAGACGUAUAUGGGAGGGACAUGAUCGUGAUACACUCAAGGUCAUUAGCCAUGGGCGGAAGAUCAGUAGACUGGUACCCUCUAUAGAGCCAUGGUUUGAUGAGCUUUUAGAGCCUACUGGGUUGAAAGAUUUGGCCCUGUGUGGAUACAACGUGGCCAACUAG